Molecule: messenger RNA, 1203 nt
Organism: Postia placenta MAD-698-R-SB12
Lineage: Eukaryota; Fungi; Basidiomycota; Agaricomycetes; Polyporales; Adustoporiaceae
Exons: 7
Coding region: 1-1203 (400 amino acids)
Biological process (GO): aromatic amino acid biosynthetic process
Cellular component (GO): cytoplasm
Molecular function (GO): 3-deoxy-7-phosphoheptulonate synthase activity
Source: RefSeq, a predicted model, not a curated record
AUGGGCAUCACCAUUCGCGAGGCUCUCGACAAGCUUGACGACCGUCGGGUCAAAGCUACACGCCCUCUCAUCCCUCCGCAGAUACUCCAAGAAGACCUGCCAUUGACUCUCACGGCAGCACAGACCGUCCUUGAGGGUCGUAAGGCUGCCGAAAAUAUCCUACACUCUGACGAUGACCGGCUGCUAGUUGUCGUUGGACCGUGCUCUGUUCACAACGUCGAAUCUGCUUUGGAGUAUGCGCGCAAGCUUCGUGCCUACGCUGCCGAAGCCACGGACGACCUUCAAAUAAUCAUGCGGGUCUACUUCGAGAAGCCGCGGACAACGGUCGGCUGGAAGGGACUCAUCAACGACCCCGAUAUGAACGGCACCUUCCAAAUUAACAGGGGUCUCCGCAUGGCUCGUACAUUACUUCUAGAAGUCGCCAAGAUGGGUCUUCCCGCCGGCUGCGAGUUCCUCGACACCAUUAGCCCACAAUACACUGCAGACCUGGUGUCGUGGGGCGCCAUCGGCGCGCGCACGACGGAAUCGCAAGUACAUCGUGAACUUACGUCUGCGCUUUCCAUGCCCACGGGCUUCAAAAACUCGACGGAUGGCAGCGUUGGCAUCGCCAUCGACGCUUGCCGGGCCGCGAGCAGACCGCACGUCUUCUUGAGCGUGGGCAAAGGCGGUCUUAGCAGCAUUGUCGAAACGGAGGGAAACCCUGACGUUCAUGUCAUCCUGCGUGGUGGGUCGAGUGGGCCAAAUUACGCUGCACAAUACGUCCGCGAUUGUGGUGAGAAGCUCGCCAAAGCAGGCUUCCCGCAGAGAAUCAUGAUCGACUGCAGCCAUGGGAACAGCUCGAAGCAGCAUCGGAAACAAAUUGAGGUUGCAGAAGACAUCGCUCAGCAGCUGGAAUCCGGCGAUACAUCUCUCAUGAUCAUGGGGGUUAUGAUUGAGUCUAAUAUUGUCGAGGGACGCCAGGAUAUUCCUGUCUCAGGGCCUUCCGGAUUGAAGUACGGGCAGUCGGUUACCGACGCAUGCAUCUCCUGGGAACAGACAAUCCCAGUACUUGACCGCCUUCGUGAGGGUGUGCGUGGUAGGCGCAAUCUGGUCAGGGCGAAGGCGAAGGGCCUUGACCUGGCUGCCGUCAAGGUCAACGGUAUCAACGGCGCCAGUGAAGCUCAGAGCGUCAAGGCUAAUGGCGCGAACGGCGUGCAUGCUUGA